GACUGGUUGAAGGGAAAAUAUUGGUCAGGAAUGUCCACAGACAACACCUUCCAAGCUAGAGUGCUCCCUCAGCCCUGCACUCGUACCACUCCCCAGAAAGAGUCGCUGACGCGUCUCCAGCGCCGGCUGGGGGGAGGGAACUCGGCGUGUGUUGCCUUACGCAGUGGAACAUCGAGAAGCUGUGGUUGUCGAAGGCGAUGGCAGGAGCUGUGUACACGCUGCUGUCUCUAUGCCUCAGCCUGGGGCAGCUGCCGCUAGCUAGCGCCUACUUCUCCGAGGAACGCCAACCCAGCGAGUCCCCACUGCAGAGCCCCACCGUGCUGAUUACCAUCAUCGCCCGGAACACGGCCCACACCCUGCCUUACUACCUGGGGGCUAUCGAGAGGCUGGACUACCCCAAGGACAGAAUCUCCAUUUGGGCAGCGACGGAUCACAAUAUAGACAACACGACAGCUAUCCUGCGUGAGUGGCUGACCAGCAUGGAGAGGUUUUACCAUUAUAUAGAGUGGCGCCCAAUGGAUGAACCAGUAUCUUAUCCUAAUGAGCUGGGCCCCAAACACUGGACCCACAGCAGAUUUGAAUAUGUUAUGAAGCUGAAGCAAGCUGCCCUCAAAUCAGCAAGGAAACAGUGGGCUGAUUACAUCUUGUAUGUGGACACAGAUAACAUUCUCACAAAUGACCAGACACUGAAACAGUUGAUAGCAGAGAAUAAGACUGUCGUAGCUCCACUGCUGGUAUCUCAGACAGCGUACUCCAAUUUCUGGUGUGGGAUCACUCCUCAGGGUUAUUACCGCAGGACGGCCGAGUAUUUCCUCACGAGACAGCGGCGGCGGUUGGGCUGCUUCGCGGUGCCGAUGGUGCACUCGACAGUGCUGGUGGACCUGCAGAAGGAAGCCUCGCGACACCUGGCGUUUUACCCGCCACACCCGGAGUUCUCCUGGGCCUUCGACGACAUCGUUGUGUUUGCUUUCUCAUGUCGUGCUGCAGAAGUUCAGAUGUAUGUGUGCAACAAGGAGAGAUAUGGUUUCAUCAACCUUCCUGCCAAACCUGAGGGCACUCUGGAGGACGACAGCCUGAACUUCGUGCAUCUUAUGUUGGAUGCCAUGAUUGAUGGACCUCCAAUGUAUCCAUCGCGAUUCACCCAUCUCCCACCUAAGUAUCCAGAUAAAAUGAUAUUUGAUGAGGUUUUUCUCAUUAACCUCAAACGACGGCCAGACAGACGGAAGAGGAUGCUUCAGGCGUUGUAUGAGCAGGAGAUUGAUUGCAAAAUAAUGGAUGCUGUAGAUGGAAGCGCUCUAAACAGCAGCAUCAUAAAAUCAAUGGGAAUCAACAUGUUACCUGGAUAUUAUGAUCCAUUCUCUGGCAGAACUCUAACCAAGGGAGAAGUUGGAUGUUUUCUUAGUCACUAUUCCAUCUGGAAAGAAGUUGUGGAUCGAAACCUGAGCAAGGCUGUGGUGUUUGAAGAUGAUGUGAGGUUUGAGGUUUACUUCAAGAGGAAGCUGGUGAGACUGCUGAGAGAAGUAGAGGAUGUUGGAUUGAAUUGGGACCUGAUCUACCUUGGUCGGAAACGAGUGAAUCCCAAACAAGAGGAGGCUUCAGCGAAUGUUCAGAAUCUGGUGGUCGCUGGGUAUUCCUACUGGACUCUGGCUUAUGCCAUUUCAUGGCAGGGAGCGAAAAAAUUGAUCGACUCGGAUCCGUUGAAAAAGAUACUUCCUGUGGACGAGUUCUUGCCCAUCAUGUACGACAAGCACACAAAUGAGGAAUAUAAGAAAGUUUACCCCAAACGAGACCUGAAGGCGUUUUCUGUCCAUCCACUGUUGGUGUUUCCCAGUCACUAUACUGGAGACCCUGCCUGGCACAGUGACACCGAAACCUCCACCAUCUGGGACGAUGACUCUGUGAAGACGGAUUGGAGCGGCUCGCAAAAGACGCUGAAGGACUCACAAGACGGGGCCUCACGUCAGUCCAUUGGCUCUUCCUCCAGGGAUGAACUGUAAUCCUGACAAAAGUUUUCAGAAAGUUGACUUUCUGCAGAAGAUGACGAUUUGGAUGGAUAGACCUGUCAAAGCUUGAAUGAAGAUUGCUCAGCUGCAAUGCUGCAAACUUUAACCGAAGCUCAUCUUUCAGACAAAGGCCACACAGCUGAAGAGAUGAAACUGUACGACAAGAAAAGUUGUUCGAGCCCCUUUCAGCACUUGACAUACAUGUGUGAAAUAUGGAAUUGUUGCCCAGCACUAAAAAUUGGUGCAUCAUUGCAGCGUUAUCUUGAACCCAACUCACCAACAAUAUGAAGAAAGAUGUGUGUCUAACAAGCCAAAUUUUCAGGUCCACCUCCCCCAUUAAUCCAUCUCCUUGACCCACCAAUGCCGUAGUUUAGGAUAGAGAAUGACUCUGAAUGAGCCUCUCUUCAGGAUCGCUGUCCAGUCUUUCUUCCGACCCGAAAGCCCAGCUGCCCUGAGAGGUUAUUUCUGCCAGGCAGCACUGAUGGGCAGCUGUUCACUGCUGAGGUGGAGGAGUUGAGACUGGGUGCUGAGAGAAAGGGAGAAACUAAAAUUUGAGCACAUCACCAUAGAGGGCAUAGCCUUGUAUUGCACUGUACAAUGCUGUGGAAAUAAAACCUCGCGGGCAACACAAGGGGAAAAGCUGCUGAAAGGUGUUGGUGACCAUUCCUCUUGAAUGAAUGUGUCCUCGCACUCCGUGAACCUCAAGAGCCUUAUGUGUGUAACUAUGUCUUGUAAGGCCCUACUGAUUAGAGGGCCCAGAUCUGACAGCCAGUCUUUGUUGUUUUGGCUGAUCUCAGCUGUUGGUUGCAGUGUAAAACUGAGCUAGGACAGAGGCCCUCUGCUAACGGCAAGAAAAAGAAAUUAAUGCUGAACUCCUGACUGAAGAUCCAUUGAGUCCUGUCUGUAAGCAGGCAUUUACAUCUCAUUGGGUGAGUUCAGGCUCUUCAUCCAUCUCAAAAUAGUCCUUUUCUUUAAUUCAGUAUUGGGAUGUGCACCUCACUAACAAGGUCACCUUGAUUACUCAUCCCUAAUGAAUGGCAUGCUCAGCUCUUUCAGCUGACAGUUAAGGGUCAAUCACAUCAUCAUGGGCCUGGUGUCACACAUAUGCCAGACUUGGUAAUUUCCUUACCCAAAGGCCAUUAGUGAACCACAUGACAAUCCAUUGGUUCUGUGAUUUUUUUUUCUUUAAAAUCAUUCAUGGGAUGUAGGCAUCACUGUUGAGACCAGCAUUUAUUGAUCUGGAGAAGAUGGUGAGCCAUUGUUUUAAACACCGUGCGGGAAGAGGAGGGAGGGAAGAGCUACGCCAAUGGUGCUGUUAGGUGGGAGAUGUAGUAUUCUGACCCCAGAUUAUUAUUUUUAUUAGUGAUUAGAACUUAUUCCAGAUGUAGUUAUGAAUUUAAAUUCCCCACAAUUACCAUUGAUGGGCAGAGCAUUACAGGUGGCCUCUGGAUUCCAAGUCCAGUCGCAUGUGACCUCCUGCCUUGCUAGGAAGUGGGUGAGAUUGGCCCACACAAACAAUGCACAAUGGACUCUUAUGAACCAAUAACACACUGCACAUACACUUGGCUUUAUCAAUAAUCCAUGGCCAAGAUAUUAGAGAGUUCAUGCCCCCUAGACCCCAGAUAUUGCCUUAAUAUAGGUGCAGGGAAUAAAAUUCAAGAAAUGGGGGAAUUAAUUCCAAACACAACUUGGCCUUGAACUAGGGAGUGAGCAGCUCAAGAAUGAUAUUACAACAGUUUGGUAAAGUAAUUAACUGGUUCUUGGCCUACAUUUACAGACAGAAGAGGAAAUGUUUCACUGAUCAUUUUCUGACAGAGCCUUUCAAACUUUCGUUUUUCACUUUUUUCAGCCAUUUUGUAUUCUAAACCCAGCCACAUGUGGAUGGCAUGGUGGUUAGCUGGUUAGCACUGCUACGUCAGAGCGCCAGGGACCUAAAUUCGAUUCCAGCCUUGGAUGACUGUCUGUGUGCAGUUAGCACGUUCUCCCCAUUUCUGCGUGAGUUUUCUCCACAGUCCAAAGGUGUAGAGGUUGGAUGGAUUGGCCAUGUUUUAUUGUCCAUAGCAUCCAGGGAUGUGCAGGUUAGGUGGAUUAGCCAUGGUAAGUGCAGGAUUGCGGUGAUCGGGUGGCGGGCAGAGUUUAGGUGGGGUGCUGUCGGAGGGUUAUGCAAACUCAAUAGGCCAAACAACCUCUUUCCACACUGUAGGGAUUCUAUGAUUUGUUUAAAUUCAACUUUCUUAUCUCUCCUUGUUAAAUCUUUGAGGAAUAAAGAAUUGAAUUGAAAGACAGCAGAAACACUUAGGAAGAGGCAUCAAUACAGGGUGUAGUAUGAUGAGAAGAAAGGGUUGUAAUUGAAAUAUUAGCCCAAGGUAACAUUGAAUUUAGACAAAUUAAGGACUGAUGGCAAGAAACUCAACUUCAUAGAAAGCUGGGAGUGGUGACCAGAAUCAUUGAAGGAAUUGCUGGUGCUGGGAUGGGAAGAUGGAGGACGGGAUUGGGGGAGGGCCUGUAAUCCUUCUCUGGCUGCAUGAACUAGAAUGGCCUCAAACUGACCUUCCUCCUCAGGAUCACAGCACAAGUUGUGCUCCCAAUCUUAACUGUGCUUUUUUGAACCUGGAUUAUUAGGUAAAUGCUUCUCCUCCUGUUCUCCUGGUGUGGAGUUCUCAACAGCUAGAGCAUACAUUGGAACAUGGUCUCAGUGAAUCAUUGGGAUCUGUUAAUAAGUAGACAAUCAUCAGCUGCUACCACUGUUCAAAGUGCUUAAGGGGAGGUUCAGAGAUACCGUUGUUAUGGAGAUGUUGGUGCACUCAGUUUUGUAUUGGAGUCACAGUUCUGUGUGUACUGAAUUUCAGCAUAAACCAGUGAAAAUGUUUGACAUGCAUGUGGAGCAUUUCUUUGGAAUUGGGUUCAUUAUGUAUUAUGGAUUAAUAUCUUCUUCACCACACUUUUUCACUGUUCAGCUGGUCUGAGUUUUAUAAAAGUCUCAAAUUCAAUGGCCCUGUGGUCUUUUUUCAACCCUUUCAUUUUUACUCCUUGCCCUGUGUCCUGGAGAAUGUUCCAUUUUAUUCUCACUGCAAAUAAAGUCAAGUC
Stegostoma tigrinum is the source of this 5090-nucleotide messenger RNA. RefSeq names its product cerebral endothelial cell adhesion molecule (gene cercam). Bases 198 to 1997 code for a protein of 599 amino acids. NCBI's taxonomy places the organism in Eukaryota, Metazoa, Chordata, Chondrichthyes, Orectolobiformes, Stegostomatidae. The transcript is spliced from 14 exons. The record is from RefSeq and is a predicted model, not a curated record.